AAUUCGUCUUUACCCGUUUCUCUCAAGUUCCUCUGCCAUUCUUCCUCUGAUUCAAGUUCUGUUAUUCUUAGAUUUCAUCUUCAAUCUCUGUUAUAUGUUAUUAUCUCAUGAUUUCAUGUUUAAACCGUAUCAUCUAGAUUUCAAACACUCUUUUUUUGUAAUUUUGUUGUGCCUUUUCUUCGGGAGAGGUUGUUUGUCGACACAUAUGGCAGGUAUCGAGUUAGCCAAAGGCGUUAACGGCCUCGAAAAAAUCAUCCUCCGCGAGUCUCGCGGCAGCUCCGCCGAGGUGUAUUUGUAUGGAGGCCAUGUGACAUCUUGGAAGAAUGAGCAAGGAGAGGAGUUGCUUUUCGUCAGUAGUAAGGCAUGGUUCAACCCUCCAAAGCCCAUUCGUGGUGGAAUUCCUAUAUGUUUCCCCCAAUUUUCAAAUCUUGGUCCUCUUGAGUCGCAUGGGUUUGUCAGAAAUAAAUUUUGGAGCAUUGACACUGACCCACCUGCAUUUCCUACAAACUCAACCAGUAAAGCUUACAUUGAUUUGAUCCUGAAGGCUUCUGAAGAAGAUAUGAAGAUUUGGCCUCACAGUUAUGAGUUCCGCCUUAGGGUAGCUUUGGGACCUGGAGGAGAUCUAAUGUUAACAUCUCGCAUCAGGAAUACUAAUAGUGAUGGGAAGCCAUUUACAUUCACAUUUGCAUAUCACACAUAUUUUUCUGUUUCUGAUAUCAGUGAAGUUCGUGUUGAAGGAUUAGAGACACUCGAUUAUUUGGAUAAUUUACAGAACAGGAAGCGAUUUACUGAACAGGGAGAUGCGAUAACAUUUGAAGGAGAAGUGGACAAGAUAUACCUCAGUACUCCUACAAAAAUUGCAAUUCUGGAUCAUGAAAAGAAGAGAACCCUUGUAUUACGCAAAGAUGGACUUCCCGAUGCCGUCGUGUGGAAUCCCUGGGAUAAAAGGGCAAAGACUAUACCUGAUCUCGGAGACGAUGAGUACAAGUAUAUGCUGUGUGUGGAGGCUGCUGCUAUCGAGAAACCCAUCACAUUGAAACCCGGCGAGGAGUGGAGGGUAAGGCAAGAACUCUCUACUGUUCCGUCCAGUUACUGCAGUGGCCAACUUGAUCCUCAGAAAGUCGUCCUGGGUAACUGAAGACCCCUUACGGCGGUCGUUUAUAUGUCCAGGUAAUCGUGCAUCAUAGUUCUUUUUCCUCGACGUGUUUCAACGUAACGGAUUUCAUUUCGAAACUAAAAUCUGUGGUCAUUGGCAGUCGGUGUCUGGCAAAAAUUCGAGUCGAUAAACCCCAUUCGUUAAUUAUGCACAUGCAGGAAUCAUGAGGGAACAUGCUGUGGUUAAAUCCUGGAUUUUUUUUGUUUAAUUAAUGCAAAUAAGGGGCUUAGGACAUUGUGGAACAAUGUUAUUAUUCAGCUGUGGAUGAGCUGUGUUAUUUGUCUAUGGUCUGUCUUUUGACUUGUCUCAUCUCCCGUUUUGCAAGAACUUACUUUUUCUAUUUGAGUUGGAUUUUUUAUA
Hibiscus syriacus is the source of this 1516-nucleotide messenger RNA. RefSeq names its product putative glucose-6-phosphate 1-epimerase. The coding region runs from base 95 to 1138 and encodes 347 amino acids. Gene Ontology annotation, biological process: carbohydrate metabolic process. NCBI's taxonomy places the organism in Eukaryota, Viridiplantae, Streptophyta, Magnoliopsida, Malvales, Malvaceae. Gene Ontology annotation, molecular function: carbohydrate binding; isomerase activity. The transcript has 8 exons. The record is from RefSeq and is a predicted model, not a curated record.